AGUUUAUGUAUAAAUACGUUUUAUAAAAUAUAAUGUAAUAUAAAAACGUUUAUAAUUUAAUAUAUACACUGAAAAGAUUCCUAUAUAAACAUUGCUAUUGUGUUAAUCAACAAUCGUUUGCAAUAAAACAUAACCUAUCUAAUAUUGUUUUACAUCAUGAACUGUUUAAUUAGGAGAAUAUAUCAACAAUAUGGCUCUACAGUCAUCAAAAGAAACAUUUGCUUAACACCUCUCUCUCAAUCAACCAAUGUGACUUCUUCAGACGAGCCUGUGGACAUACCAAAUCCUUUCCAGAAAGAAAAACAACAAUGCAUCCUCUGCAAAUACAAUAUACAACCUGAUUAUAAAAAUGUUAAACUUCUAUCACAGUUCCAGAGCCCUUACACAGGUCGCCUGUAUGGAAGGCACAUCACAGGCUUGUGUUCUAAUAAGCAAAAACAAGUGGAACAGGAGAUUGUGAAGGCUCAAGUUGCUGGUUUUAUGCCUUAUUAUAAUAAAGACCCUGAUUUUUUGCAUGAACCGAAGUUGUUUGACCCCGAAAGGCCUUUGAAACCACAUAGUUAUGCAUAGAAUAAUAAUGUAAAUGUAAAAGUAAUAAUAUAAUUAGAAAAUUA
Molecule: messenger RNA, 614 nt
Organism: Ctenocephalides felis (cat flea)
Lineage: Eukaryota; Metazoa; Arthropoda; Insecta; Siphonaptera; Pulicidae
Product: 28S ribosomal protein S18c, mitochondrial-like
Exons: 2
Coding region: 157-570 (137 amino acids)
Biological process (GO): mitochondrial translation
Cellular component (GO): mitochondrial small ribosomal subunit; ribosome
Molecular function (GO): small ribosomal subunit rRNA binding; structural constituent of ribosome
Source: RefSeq, a predicted model, not a curated record